CUCGGUUCAUCACCAGCUGUCUCACAAAGCGGUGGUAACCGGCAGAGCCGAUGCGGUGGGAGAGUGCCCUAGCCGGGACCGGGACCGGGACCGUCACCGGUUCCAUUGUAAUCGAGCCCCAAGACUACCAAUUCGGGACGCUGUGGUGGUUCGUCUACGCCGGAGUCUCCUGCCUCCUCGUUCUCUUCGCAGGCAUAAUGUCUGGCCUCACCCUGGGCUUGAUGUCGCUCGGUCUGGUCGAGCUCGAGAUUCUUCAACGUAGCGGCACAUGCACGGAGAAGAAGCAAGCAGCUGUUAUCAUGCCGGUUGUCCAGAAGCAGCACCAGCUUCUCGUGACUUUGCUUUUGUGCAAUGCUUGUGCAAUGGAGGCUCUUCCUAUAUAUCUGGAUAAAAUUUUCCAUCCCUUUGUUGCUGUUGUGCUAUCUGUAACUUUUGUUCUUGCAUUUGGCGAGAUCAUUCCACAAGCUGUAUGCUCAAGAUAUGGCCUUGCCAUGGGUGCAAAUUUUGUGUGGCUGGUUCACAUUCUGAUGAUCAUUUGCUAUCCGAUUGCUUACCCCAUUGGGAAGGUUCUAGACGCUGUACUGGGGCAUAAUAAUGUUUUAUUUAGGCGAGCUCAACUGAAAGCCCUUGUCUCUAUCCAUGGUCAAGAGGCUGGUAAAGGGGGUGAACUCACACAUGACGAGACUACUAUCAUAAGUGGAGCACUUGAUUUAACUGAAAAGACUGCAGAGGAGGCUAUGACACCUAUUGAAUCAACAUUUUCCUUAGAUGUCAAUUCAAAAUUGGACUGGGAAGCAGUUGGGAAAAUUCUUGCACAUGGUCAUAGUCGUGUUCCUGUCUAUUCAGGCAAUCCGACUAACAUCGUUGGACUCUUACUGGUGAAAAGUCUUCUUACUGUACGAGCAGAAACAGAGACUCCAGUAAGUUCGGUUUCCAUCCGAAGAAUUCCUAGGGUUCCAGCAGAUAUGCCUUUGUAUGAUAUCCUCAAUGAAUUUCAGAAGGGAAGCAGUCAUAUGGCUGCUGUGGUGAAAGUUGAAGAUAAAAGCAAGAAUUUUCAACCUGUUGUCGGAAGACAUAAAGAUGAAGAAAAUAACAGCAUCAACUGGAAUUCCCAAUUAACUACUCCAUUGUUACCCAAGCUGCAUGAAAAUGCAAAUAGUGUUCUUUUUGAUGUUGAUAAGCUGGCAAUUGCAGUGCCCACAAAAAGGCAAAAUUUUGAUCAACAAAAUGCUACCUCACCAAACAACUUGACCCACCUUGACGAUUAUGAAGAUGGGGAAGGAGAAGUAAUUGGCAUUAUUACGCUAGAGGAUGUUUUUGAAGAACUUCUGCAAGAAGAAAUUCUGGAUGAAACGGAUGUAUAUGUUGAUGUGCAUAAGAGGAUACGUGUUGCCGCCGCCGCUGCAGCCGCCACUGUUGUGCGGGCCCCAUCAAAUCGGAAGUUGACUGGUCAAAAACCUGGUGCGCAGAGCAAGCAAUCUCAAGCCCCAAAGAAGGCUGUUUAGUGGUUGAACUAGGUUGCUGGAAAUAACUGUGCACCCUCUUUAGGUGACCGAGGGUGAUUGAUGCAGCAGUUUUGACGGGCAAGAUAGAUGUAAAAUCCUUUUGUUUAUGUUGUUUGUUUGUUGUAAUCCUUUUCCUUUUUUUUCUUUUUCUUUUUCCUUUUUAAUCUUGCCA
Messenger RNA from Diospyros lotus (date-plum), 1677 nucleotides. RefSeq names its product DUF21 domain-containing protein At4g14240-like. Bases 51 to 1505 code for a protein of 484 amino acids. The record is from RefSeq and is a predicted model, not a curated record. The transcript has 13 exons. Lineage: Eukaryota; Viridiplantae; Streptophyta; Magnoliopsida; Ericales; Ebenaceae. Gene Ontology annotation, cellular component: intracellular membrane-bounded organelle. Gene Ontology annotation, biological process: magnesium ion homeostasis.